Molecule: messenger RNA, 408 nt
Organism: Helobdella robusta
Lineage: Eukaryota; Metazoa; Annelida; Clitellata; Rhynchobdellida; Glossiphoniidae
Exons: 5
Coding region: 1-408 (135 amino acids)
Source: RefSeq, a predicted model, not a curated record
AUGGAAGGAUCCAUCGAAGCUGUCGCUCCUGCUAAAGAAUUAAGCACUGAGCCCGAAACUGAGUGUUUGAAACAAAAUGGUGCUUCUGAAGAGCCAGUUGUAUCCACAAAUGGAAGUGGUGAUGAUCAAAAGAGGAAAUCUAUAGAAGGUGUCGGUGAUCAUGCUGAAAGCAAAAAAUUGAAAACAUGUCACAAGGAUGAUGAGGAGGGUGAUGAGGAAGAUGAUGAGGAGGAGGAAGAUGACAGCAAAGAUGACGGAGAGAAGGAAUCGGCUGAGGAAACAAAUGAAGAAUGUGAGAAAGUUGACAAAGAAAAUGUUCCUGAGUCUGAAGACAAAUCAGCAAAGACAUUAGAGGAGCCAGUGGCUGCCUCAACUGGUGACACUGAAGACCAGGAAGCAACAUGUUGA